ACAAUAUAACAGGGCAAUCGAGGAUAGACAAUACUCAGAGUUGGUAAACAGGCGAAUGGUCAGGGCAGGCAGCAGACAGCGUACACAAUAGUCUGUAAACGAGGCAAAGAGUUCUAAAGGCAGGCAGCAGGGUUCAAACAACGAGAAAGCAGUCCAGAGUAAAUCCACAGUAAUCCAACAGAGUAGUAAAUGCUCAGAAAUGUUAGCCGGGGCAAAACAAGACUUCGCAACGGUGAUGAGGAACCCGGAAGUAUUUAUAGGGGAGGAACAGGAAGUGAUAGUCCAUGGGGUCAGAGUCAGGUACGGGGUUAUGGGAAAUGGAGUGAGGAGUGAAAACUAGAAUUCCGGUGAUGACGAUGUGCUGCUGACCAAGUAUUGAGUGCAUAAAUGAACAUACUUUAAAAAAACUUUAACUUUUCUUUUUUGCAAAUUCAUUUUUUGAUUGGUUCUAGGAAAUAUUCUAAUAUUUUGAUAUACUGGAUUUUUGACUUUCAUGAGCUAUAAGCUCUAAUCAUCAAAAUUAAAACUAUUUUGAUGCUCUCAACUAUCCAUAAAUAGACGGAAAAGCAUUGGAUGAAGAGAGGAGAGCAAGACCGGUAAAGGACCUCGAGAUGGAAAUCGAACUUGGGUUGCCGUGAGCACAGAUGCGCUGUAUGUCAGUGCACUAACCACGAUGCUAUUGGCGCCGACCAAAAUAGUGUUAUGUUUAUCUUUAAAUGUCUUUAUCUAAUACUUUAACAUAUAUAGUGUUACACAGAGAGGUGCAUUCGUGAAAGCACUCUGUUUAUUUAACAUCUUGUGUAAAUUAAAUGAUCAAGAAAGUACUUUAAAGUGAUUUAAACAAUCAUAUAUCAAUAUAUCAAUAAUAUAUCAAGAGGUACUUUCUUAAAUAUGGUAAUUCAGAGGUUUUACUUUAAUCUCUCUCUGUUAUAGUUCAUUUCAGCAGAAGAGAUCAGAACCAGAGUCCAGAUGUGUGUCUAUGAGAUUGGUUGAUAAAUCGUCCAAACAGUUUUAAGGGUGGAGAUGCGAGGACUGAUCUCAGUUUAUUUCAGCAGAAGAGAUCAGAACCAGAGUCCAGCUGUAUGUCUAUGAGGAGUGAUUGGUUGAUGGAUCGUCCAAACAAUUUUAAGGGUGGAGAUACGAGAACUGAUCUCAGUUCAGUUCAGCAGAAGAUAUCAGAACCAGAGUCCAGCUGUGUGUCAAUGAGGAGUGAUUGGUCUAUGAUUCAGCCAAUACAUUUUAAGAGUGGAGAUACAAAGACUGAUCUCAGUUUAUUUCAGCAGAAAAGAUCAGAACCAGAGUCCAGCUGUAUGUCUAUGAGGAGUGACGCCUCUGUGAAUCAACCAUUAGAUUAUAAGAGUGAAGAUACAAAGACUGAUCUCAGGCGUGAACUACUCAACAUGUUUAGAUCAAAUCUGAAGAAGAAGUUUGAGCGUCUGUAUGAGGGAACAGUGACGCAGGGAAACCCAACACUCCUGAAUGAGAUCUACACAGAGCUCUACAUCACAGAGAGUAAGAAUGGAGAGAUCAGUAAUGAGCAUGAGGUGAGACAGAUUGAGACACAAUCCAGGAGUGCAGCAACAGAGGACACAGCCAUCAAAUGCAAUGACAUCUUUAGACCUUUACCUGGACAAGACAAAGCCAUCAGAACUGUGCUGACAAAGGGAGUCGCUGGCAUUGGAAAAACAGUCUCUGUGCAGAAAUUCAUCCUAGACUGGGCUGAAGGGAAAGAGAAUCAGGACGUCCAGCUCAUAUUUCCACUUCCUUUCAGAGAAAUCAACUUGAUGAAGAAACAAGCAUUCAGUCUUUUAGAUCUUCUUCUUAUGUUUUUCCCUGAAACUAAAGAAAUAGAAAUAUCCCAUGGCAAACAUAAAGUGUUGUUCAUCUUUGAUGGUCUGGAUGAGUGUCGUCUGUCUCUGGAUUUUCAGAGUGAUGUAAGGUUGUGUGAUGUAAGUGAAUCAGCCUCAGUGGACGUGCUGCUGAUGAACCUCAUUGUGGGGAAUCUGCUUCCCUCUGCUCUCAUCUGGAUCACCUCCAGACCAGCAGCAGCUGAUCUCAUCCCCUCUGAGUGUGUCCAUCGAGUGACAGAGGUACGAGGCUUCAAUGAGCCACAGAAGGAGGAAUACUUCAGGAAGAGAAUCAGUGAUCAGAGUCUGGCCAACAGAAUCAUCUCACACCUGAAGUCAUCAAGGAGCAUCUACAUCAUGUGCCACAUCCCAGUGUUCUGCUGGAUCUCAGCCGCUGUUCUAGAGAAGAUGUUGAGUCGGGCAGAGAGUGGAGAGAUUCCCAAGACUCUCACUCAAAUGUACACACACUUCCUGAUCCUUCAGACCAACAUCAAACAUGAGAAGGACUAUGAGAAGAAGGUGACAGAUGAAGACUUGAUCCUCAAACUGGGGAAUUUGGCUUUUCAGCAGCUUGUGAAAGGCAACCUGAUCUUCUAUGAGAAAGACCUGAGAGAGUGUGGCAUUGAUGUGACAGAAGCAUCAGUGUACUCAGGAUUGUGCACUCAGAUCUUCAGAGAGGAGUUUGGCUUGUAUCAGGGGAAAGUCUUCUGCUUUGUUCAUCUAAGCAUUCAGGAACAUCUAGCAGCUCUAUAUGUGCAUCUCUCCUGUACAAACCACAACAGCAAUGUGAUUGACCAAAUCACCAAACAGAGUUUGUGGUGUAAAGUAAAGUGCUGGUUUCCACUCAACUCAUCAACACAUGUUUCAUUAUCUGAGCUGCAUCAGAGAGCUGUGUAUGAGGCUCUACAGAGUAAAAAUGGACAUCUGGAUCUUUUCCUGCGGUUCCUUCUGGGUUUGUCAGUGGAGUCUCAUCAGAUUCUUCUACAACAAAUAAUGACACUGAAAAGAAGCAGCUCUGACAGCAAUGAGAAAACAGUUGAGUACAUAAAGAAAAAGAUCAGGACCAUUGACUCUCCAGAGAAAUCCAUCAAUCUGUUUCACUGUCUGAAUGAACUGGGUGAUCAUUCACUAGUGGAGGAAAUACAACAGUAUCUGAAAUCUGGAAGAAUAAAGGAAGCCAAAAUCUCUUCAUCUCAGUGGUCAGCUGUAGUUUUUGUAUUGUUGACAUCAGAGAAAAAGCUGGAUGACUUUGAUAUUAAUAAAUUUGUUUCUGAAAACAAUAAACCCAACAAACAGAAAGUUCUUCAGAAGUUGCUGCCUGUGAUUAAAGAAUCCAGAUCAGUUCAGUUGUAUGAUUGUGGCAUCACAGAUGAAGAUUGUGCUGCUCUGGCUUCAGCUCUGAUAUCAAACCCCUCACACCUGAGACAACUGAAUCUGUGUGGGAAUGAUAUACGAGAUUCUGGAGUCAUGCUGCUGUCUGCUGUACUGGAGGAUGCUCACUGUAAACUGGAGAAACUGUGGUUGAGUGAUUGUGGUGUCACAGAUGGAGGUUGUGCUGCUCUGGCUUUAGCUCUGAGAUCAAACCCCUCACACCUGAGACACCUGAGUCUGUCGGGAAAUAAACUGGGAAAAUCAGUGAAUCUUCUCUCUCGUGUUCUACAAAAUCCUCAGUGUAAACUGGAGAUACUGUGGUUGGUUGAUUGUGGCAUCACAGAUGGAGGUUGUGCUGCUCUGGCUUCAGCUCUGAGAUCAAACCCCUCACACCUGACAGAACUGGGUCUGUCUAGGAAUAAACUAGGAAAAUCGGGAGUGAAGUUACUCUCUGAUCUGAGAGAUGAUUCACAUUAUAAACUGAAGAGAUUAUACUAUUGACUCUCAGUAAUUAGACGUCAGUCCAGUUUCCUCAGGAUCAGCUGAUGGUGAAUAAGGAGCCGCUACAGAGACAUCACAGUCACACAAUCAACAGAGACACACAGCAUCACACUGUUAUGUGUGUCGUCUUUCACUGUCUUGUUUUAUAGGUAAUGGCCCAUUAAAUUAAGUGCAGAAUCAUUUUGGAUUUACUAGAUAUGGUCUACAAUAUAGAUCACAGGUGUCAAACAUACGGCAAACAAAGAUGUCCGAUCUGGCCCCCAGGAUGAUUUGAACAGUGGUGAUGAUUGUGGACUUCAGGAGAAACCCCCCCUGUGCUCCCCCCAGUCACUAUCAUGUACAGCACUGGGGCUGCAGUGGAGUCAUUCAAAUUUUUGGGCACCACCAUCUGACCUGAAGUAGGUCAUUCAUAUAGACUCCAUUGUCAGGAAGGCCCAGUAGAGGCUGUAUUUCCUUCAACAGCUGAGAAAAUUCAACCUGCCACAGGAGCUGCUGAAACACUUAUCUUCUUCAGUCGCUGAAUCCAUCCUCUGCACUUCUAUAACUGUCUGGUUCAGCUCAGCUACCAAAACUGACCUUGGAAGACUACAGCGGAUAAUCUGGACUGCUGCGCGAAUCACCGGUUACAACCCUCCCCGCUCUCCAAGAACUGCAUAAGAAUAGUUUCUUCCCUCAAGCAUUCCAUCUCAAUUAACUUGGCAAUAAACAUAAUACACAAUUUAUACAUUUAACACACAUACUUAUUUAAAUUUUCUUGCACUUGUACAUAACAUUUAUUCAAUUUUUAUUCAUUUCAUUAUCUGUGUCUUGGCUCCACUGUCAUUCUGUUUGUGCUGUGGAAGCUUCUGUGACCAAAACAAAUGCCUUGUAUGUGUAAACAUACCUGGCAAUAAAGCUUAUUCUGAUUCUGUCAACACUUAAAGGUUUUUGUUCAGAAACAAUAACAUGUUUACAUGUUUCCCUUUUAUUGCACUUGAUCUCUGGCUUACUGUCCUGUCCUGCCUUUGAGAAAAUCCUUUCUGCAGAUACAGAUGAUGCAGGGACUCCAAGGUGUUUCUUGGCAAGCUUGCUAAGAGACGGGAACACUGGUUCAUUCUUUUUCCAGUAGGUCUUGAUCCUGUGAAAUUAUCUUCUCUUCUGAGUAACGCCACAAUUCAAUUAAGGCAUCAGUGCCAGUUGUGUGAUGCAGCUGGGAUGCAAGGAGUUGAGAGUCAAACUCUGUCCAUUUCCCAUCUUUUGGGGAGCUUGAGGUAGUUGCAAUAGCCAUUGCUGAGGUAGAGUUUGUGGCCGAGCUUAAGCUUGGUUCAGGAGCAGACACUGAACUGAGGUACAAAAUCUAGUUCAUUGACUGAAUUUCAGUGAUGAGUCGCCCUUUCACAAGUUCAACAUUUCUCAUGUCACAGAACCCAAGAAUUUUUUAAAUCUUAUGUCCAGGAAGUUACUGCCUGCAAGACCAUAAAAGGAUUAAAUACUUCUGAAACGAUGUAGGCAUUGUGCUGAAAGCUCAGCUGCUAGCUUGCUACCUUGGCACUAAUCAGAUGCAAUUUAUCUCAGAAGUAGUGACACCAGGGGAAUCACUUUCGAAACUGAAACAUGUUUUUCAGUCAAUGUCUUGCUUGUUAUUUUUUCAAAUGGUCUCAGGGCAUCAGUUGACAGACUGAUCAUUGACCAGUACUUCUCACUUACGCAUAGUGAGGUCUUCCCAAGAAGACAGAGGACUGGUAACUGCUUUCUUCUGCUUAAAUAGUCUCUCAAACAUAUAAAACACAGAUUUCCACAUUGUUUCAGCUGAUUGUAUCAGUUUGUGUUGUAGAGAUAUCACCUAUUUCUGAACUUCUUUUAGCCUCUCUGCUGCUCUUGUGCUGAGGUGAAAGAAAGCUACAAUAGCACUGCAUCUCUGCUGGAUGUCAAGAAGAUCAGGGAGAGCUUUAAUGGAGUCUUUUACGACCACAUUUAGGGUGGUAAAAUAUGGAUAAUGUGCCCAAUCUGCUGUGCACAUAGCAGCAACCAUAUUGGCACCAUUGCCUUUUAUUACAGCCUGAACUUUGCUAUGCCCAUUCAUCACUCUUUUUAAUUGUGAGCAAAUGUUGUCAGCACUGUGUUGUUCUGAAAAAUUACAGGUUUCUAGAUUAUAGGCUUGCAUUUGCUAGUUCUCAUCUAUAAUAUAGCAUUAGACAGAUAAAUAAGCCUCGGUGGCUCUUGAUGUCCACAUGUCUGUUGUAAGUACAGCACUGUUUGCACCAUUUUCUCUUCAAUUAAAUGUUUACUACUUGUAAUUCUGUAACAUGGAUCGAGUGUCCUGACAAAAUUCCUAAAACCCUCAUCUUCAACCACAGAAAGAGGUUGCCGGUCAUUUCAGUAAGGCUGCUUAAUAUCGAUAGCUCUUGGGGAAUAAUGUCUAAAUGAAGUCUAGUCUAAAGCCUAUCUUGCCUAUGUAGCCAAAAUAUAGGAAUCCAAUAAUGUCCCUUUCACAGUUUACACAAAAGGGAUAUUCAGCCAUUUUCAUAUUUCAGGUUUAAGGUAUGUAUUUUUAAAUUCCAGUAAAAUAAUUCAUAUAAAUAGCAUACAUUUUAAUGUGCUGAAUAUAGGCUAUAUUUAAUCAGUCUGCUGAUUAAAGUAACAACUAUGAUGACCAAUUAUAAUUUUUUACAAAUUAGCAUUUACUAAUGCUGAAGCUCCUAUAUAACUAAAAUAUUAAUUUCACCAUUAUGGCUACCUGGAUAUUUAUUGCCUCUCUGAAAGGGCUCUGCCAUUGAUCUCUGUCUCACUGCUGCCACUGCUUGGGGUCUGGCACUUCUGUGGCCACGGAUUUGCGGAUCUUGUUUUUAUCUCCUACAGAUGACUUGCAGGACCCUGUAUGUUAUGCUAUUAAAUUGGUUUUAAUCAUUUAAGGACCACAGCUUCUUGUCUCUAUUGGCAACACGCAC
This is a messenger RNA of Labeo rohita (rohu), 6646 nucleotides long. RefSeq names its product NACHT, LRR and PYD domains-containing protein 3-like. The coding region runs from base 1083 to 3719 and encodes 878 amino acids. The record is from RefSeq and is a predicted model, not a curated record. The transcript has 9 exons. NCBI's taxonomy places the organism in Eukaryota, Metazoa, Chordata, Actinopteri, Cypriniformes, Cyprinidae. Gene Ontology annotation, molecular function: protein binding.